Anguilla anguilla (European eel) is the source of this 1253-nucleotide messenger RNA. RefSeq names its product SPRY domain-containing SOCS box protein 1. Gene Ontology annotation, molecular function: protein binding. Gene Ontology annotation, biological process: proteasome-mediated ubiquitin-dependent protein catabolic process. The record is from RefSeq and is a predicted model, not a curated record. Bases 381 to 1202 code for a protein of 273 amino acids. Gene Ontology annotation, cellular component: SCF ubiquitin ligase complex. Lineage: Eukaryota; Metazoa; Chordata; Actinopteri; Anguilliformes; Anguillidae. The transcript has 3 exons.
CCACGUGACAAGAGAGAUGUUUCUCUCGCGGUAGCAGCCAUCAUUUUACUCAACACAAAUCCACCCUAAAUAAAGAAAGAAGCGCGGAGAUAAAAACGAAAAGUCAUGGACUAGCAGAGGAAUUAUCUUGGAGUGGUUUCCUUCUACACCCUUUGCCUCUUUGAUUUUAUUUACCAUCUUUUAAAUUUUUACAGGUGGGCUUGACCAACACGUGUUGACCUAGUCGCCUAGCAACAGCGGCGCCGUGAGGACGGGGGCAGUCACCUGAUUGGCCAGAGAGAGGCUGCUGUGGGGGGAGGGUCCACAGCGUAGGAUUUUUUUUUUCCUUUUUUUUUUUUUUUGAGGCGGGGGGAAAGGUUGCGCUGAAAUCCACCCGGAGCAUGGGGCAGAAGGUUCCCGGAGGAAUCAAGACUGUGGACAUGCGGGACCCUGCGUUUCGGCCGCUGAAGCUGGAGCUGCAGGCCCUGGACUGCACCAAGCCGGCCCGGCUGGACAUGCUGCUGGACAUGCCCCCCGCCGCCCCCGAGGUCCAGGUGCAGCACUCGUGGAACAACGACGACCGCUCGCUCAACAUCUUCGUCAAGGAGGACAACAAGCUGGUCUUCCACCGGCACCCCGUGGCGCAGAGCACGGACGCCAUCCGGGGCCGCGUGGGCUACACCCGCGGGCUGCACGUGUGGGAGAUCAGCUGGGCCAUGCGCCAGCGGGGCACCCACGCCGUGGUGGGCGUGGCCACGGGCGACGCCCCGCUCCACUCCGUGGGCUACACGGCGCUGGUGGGCAACAACCACGAGUCCUGGGGCUGGGACCUGGGCAGGAACAAGCUCUACCACGACGGCAAGAACCAGCCCGGCAAAACCUACCCCGCCUUCCUAGAGCCCGACGAGACCUUCAUCGUGCCCGACUCUUUCCUGGUGGUUUUGGACAUGGACGAGGGCACCCUGAGUUUCAUUGUGGACGGACAGUAUUUGGGGGUCGCCUUCAGGGGACUUAAGGGCAAGAAACUGUACCCCGUAGUCAGCGCGGUGUGGGGACACUGUGAGAUCAGGAUCCGCUACAUUAACGGACUUGACCCUGAACCCCUCCCCCUGAUGGACCUGUGCCGGCGCUCAGUCAGAAUGGCGCUGGGAAGGGAGCGACUGAGCGAGAUUCACGGACUCCCCCUGCCCGCCUCCCUCAAGAACUACCUGCUGUACCAAUGACGAUGGGAGGAGCGUGCGCGCGUAGACCGCGGCGGGACGGGGUGCCCUCAU